GUCAUACUGUAAAUUCGAAUAGAUAGCCUAAACAGCCGUUCCUGCCACGGCCUAGUACAAACAGAAGCAGGGGGCUGCGUAGACUUGGACGAUGCUGCAACAUGGACUCUCCUGCUCAGGCGAUUUGGGUUUGCGGACAACAGGUCGGACUGUCGUGUUGGCCUCUCCAAAGAUGGUCCCAGCGAGAAGGGCAGCCGUGCUAGGAAGACGGUGGAUUGAGACCCCUCCGCCGUGUGGAGGACCGGACUGGGUGGAGAGACUCAACCACAACAAUGCGUGCGCAAGGCGCCACGGAGCUUCAACGGUUGCGCACGCCGCCGUCGCCCCAACACCCACGAACACAGACCCCCGCGACGCGGAGUUGCGGGCGCUAGAUGAUAAGCUCUCCUGGCGACCACUGCAGCUCGAUCCGGCUGGGUAUUAUAUCAUCAAGCUGGACCGUGAGGCGCGUGAGAUUGUUGCCGACUACUACACAAACAACAUCAACGAAAAGGGCCUGGCAGUUGAUGAUGAGACGGGCGAGGUCAUCGGCUGCAAGAAGAGCAACUCGGUGCGGCUGCCGCGCCGCGUGUUCCGCGGCCGUACCGCCAAGGAGCUAUCGGUGCGCAUCCUGGAGCAGCACCCGCAGGAAGUGCAGGAGCAGGCGGCGGCGCAGGCACAGGAGGGACAGGUGCAGGGGGCACUGCCGUGGAUCUCCAGACUAGAGCACGCGAACUAUCUGGGUCGCGAGUUCGUGCGGGCGGAGCUGGCGCUGCUGACGGGGACCGAGUACGUACAGGACUGAGGGCACGGGCUCUGGAGCCGGCGUUGCCGCCGAACUGGGCUCCGACGGCUGCCUGGACGGCUCGAUUGCGUGGCAAGAAGCGGGUGCGAAGGCGCGUAGGGAACAGGGAGGACAAAAGCGGAUGCGCGGGGCCCCAACAGCGCGUGCAGGCCUCCAUAUGUGAGUACCGGUACAACUGUAAAGAGUGGUCGUGGGAUUUUGACAGAACUGCAGGAGUGCAGCCCGGCGACGGAUGGCCAGGUACAUCCAGGACUGACGUGCAUGACCUCGAGGGUCAAACACACCUCGUAUAGUCGGCGCAUGUCAAUAAUUUAAUCAUUCGUGUGAGGGCCCCAGAGUAGGAAACACGCUGCACGCAGUAGCUCCGCUAAGUGUUGUGUGUUGUGUGUGUAAGUGUGUGUAUGUGUGUAUGUGUGUGUGCGUGUGCGUGUGCGUGUGCGUAUGCGUGUGCGUGUGCGUGUGCGUGUGCGUGUGCGUGUGCGUGUGCGUGUGCGUGUGCGUGUGCGUGUGCGUGUGCGUGUGCGUGUGCGUGUGUGUGUGUGUGUGUGUGUGUGUGUGUGUGUGUGCGUGUGCGUGUGCGCGUGCGUGUGCGUGUGCGUGCAAGUUCUACAAGCGGUCGGUUGCAUCUGCAUGCGGGGUGGAGAUGGGUCACGUGUGUGUCAGGGCGGCGCUCAGGUGUAUGCAUCACUUGCUGGUGCCCGGGUGCAUUACCACAUGUGAUCGGUUUGCAUUUGUCAGAAGCCGACGUGGUGGGGAAUGCGGCUUGAACUUAUGCUGUCCAACUCACCCAGGGCUGUUAGUAAACUUGCUUGUAUGCGAUUGCUCGUUUGUGCGCAAGUAUUAUACGUGCCCGGCGGCGGUCCAGGGUAGGUUGUUUGUACUGGUAUGUGUGGCGUGUUCAAUGGCGCCCAGGUUCUCGGACGGUGACGGUGUGGCCGGCGACACAUUCAACAGCAGCGGAUGAAUGGGGGGCUUAAUACGCAGUGGAUAAGAAAGCAGGGGGUAAAUGCCCACGUGGAUCGGUGGAUGGCUGACGCGCUUAAAGCGUCGCCGGGUGCUCUGCGUUGAGUGAGGGGCGACGGGGAAUGGCCGCGUGCAAGGCCGGGGGGAUGAAGUGGUGUCUUUCACUGGCAAGCGCCCGGACCACGACCGUCCGUGCCGCAUAGUUCCUUUGCUGUUCCCUACUACGCACGUGUGCAUUCGGUGUUGCGCCAUUCGCGCAUCCACAAUCAUGACCGUUGUGACUCAAGGCUGAGAGCUCGAAGCCCAUUGGCACGUAUGCACUCGUGCCGCAGAGCUCGUAUUAGCUUGGUUUUACUUUUCUUUGAUACGCAAAUAACACCUUCCAAGCGA
This is a messenger RNA of Chlamydomonas reinhardtii, 2137 nucleotides long. RefSeq lists its product as uncharacterized. NCBI's taxonomy places the organism in Eukaryota, Viridiplantae, Chlorophyta, Chlorophyceae, Chlamydomonadales, Chlamydomonadaceae. The transcript is spliced from 4 exons. Bases 173 to 784 code for a protein of 203 amino acids. The record is from RefSeq and is a predicted model, not a curated record.